This is a messenger RNA of Rotaria sp. Silwood1, 990 nucleotides long. Lineage: Eukaryota; Metazoa; Rotifera; Eurotatoria; Philodinida; Philodinidae. The record is from the annotation of a GenBank genome assembly.
AUGCCAAAUUUAAAACGUUUAACUGUCAAAAUAUCGACAAUAGAUUUGAAUGGUCAACGAUGGGAACAGAUCAUUACUGAUCAAUUAAGUAAUCUUCGAAUCUUUCAAAUGGAAAUGGCUGGUCAAUUUUCUUUAGAUGAUAGUAUCGUAGAAAUGCGCGAACAAUUGAUUGAUUCAUUUCGAACUCCAUUCUGGAUUGAACAACGUCAAUGGUUUAUUCGAUGUCAUUGGGAAUCACUAAUUGAAUCUCGUAGUGUUUGGCUCUAUACUUUACCAUAUGCUUUUGAUGAUUUUGAUAUACAAAACAAACCAUCGAAAUCCACUUGUCCUCAUGAAAAUGAUUAUUGGUCUUACAAUCAUGUACGACAUUUAAUCUAUCAGUUUCCUAUGAUUGAAGAAUCAUCUACGCAUCAGAUUUGUUGUCCUAAUAUUGAUCGUCUGUCUCUCGAUCUUCCUGUCACUAAUUGUUUUUGGUCUCUCAUUCCUACGCUUAAUCGAGUGAUCUCAAUGAAGAUCUCAUUGAAACGAGAUAAUGAUAAAGUUCGAUCUCAGUUGCAAAGCAUGUUCGAUCAAACACCUCGCCUGUAUUCGUUGAGACUCGAUUUAUGGCGAAGUUCAAAAAUAAAAAUCAUCGAAAAUCUUAAUGUAUCAGUUCAUCAACUUAAGAUACGAGGAACCACUCCAUCGUUUGAUAUUCGAUGGUUUGAUGAUGAAGAGUGUACUUCACUAGGUCAUUCACCACUUGGAAUGCAAUGUCACAUGCUUCAUAUUCGAGUUGCACAUCGAGGAUGUAUUCUAAAACUUAUCAAUCUAAUGAUUAAUCUUCGAGUACUUUAUGUCAAAUGUCAAGACGACAAGCCAAAUGAAGUUAGUGAAAAUCUAUCGACGACAGAUGAUAUUGUGGAAUGGUUGAAAUAUAAUUUAUCAGCAAAGUGGAACGUUUCCAGACAUACAUUUUUCAAAGAUUGCAUCCAAAUUUGGAUAUGCUGA